CACCAAUCCCCUCGCUAUCAGUCGAGAUCACCGACUCGCGUCUCUUCAUAAUUUUAUUGUUACCAACUAGGAAGACUCUCGCAAUCUUCACUUGAGAUUCGACAAACAGCACCGACCCGCUCCGCGCCAUUGCCAUCACCUCACAUUCUAUUGGCCUCGGAACUUUAAACGGAGCUCCUACAGCUUUGAUUUUUCCUCAGCAAGCUUUAGAAUUCUCAGCAAGUCAACAUUGCCGCGCUACGACCAACCGCGACCAAUCCGGCUCUUUACCUCGGCGAACACUUUUUGCGCGAAGUGACGGAUUCCGAAGUGAACGAGAUCCACGAACCCUCUCCUGCUCACGCACAGCAAGAGAGCUACUCCAAGCUUAGUGAUAGGACCACCACCGAGCUCGAGAUACAGCCUGACCCCGACUCAGCGGUGCAUCUACCUCUACCUCAUCAACCGCAAAAUUGAGAUACCCUUGCUUCUUGUUGAACCGCCGCUCUCCCACCCAACAUGUCUCUCCACUUUUACGUCAAUAAAAAAGUCCUCAUCCUCACAGUUGACGGCCGCACACUCAUCGGCGAUCUUCUGUCAACCGACCAAACGACCAAUCUUGUCCUCGCUAAUACCGUCGAACGUAUCAUCCGCACCCCAGACGACGACGAGCCCUCGACCGAAAUCGAGCAUGGGCUGUACCUGAUCCGCGGUGACAAUGUCGUGGUGUGCGGUGAAAUAGACGAAAAAAUGGACGGAGACAUCGACUGGUCCAAGGUGAAAGGCGAGGUAAUCCGAGACACGAAGAAUGUAUGAGCGGUGUUUGCACGGUGCUAUUUUCCAUUGUCAUUUUUCGGGCGUUUUGGGGAAACCAUUUGCAUGCGAUACAACGAUUCAGCAAGCCGAUGAAUCCUAGAGUUUGCCAGCGUUGCGUGGCCCUUUACUAUUGAAUCCGCCGUUGCGGGCUUGGCCCUUGGCCUUUGGCCCUACAACGAUGCGCAGAUACGCUGGGUGUUAAAUGUCGAUCUGCCAUGUUUUGAUUAUUUUCCGUUGGUUGCGAACCCUACAGCGAACUCUCAGCUGUCGAUGACUUGCUCUGACAUGAUGUGCAAUUGAUGCAACGGCCAAAGCAUAUAGGAGGGGCUGCACAUGGGGGUUUGCCAUCAACUCGGCAUUCUUGCCCCUUGAAUGACUUUGCGGGGGUAAGAGCACAGACGACGCUGGGCACAAAGACAGUGAAUUUACAACAGGGGGGCCGGAUUCUACUUGCCUCUCCCGAGUUUCCAAGUUCCCAAGUAUGAGAUGUUGGGCGGCCCCUACGUUCCAGAGGAAUGUGAAUUUACAUCAGCAGUAUGAUUCGAUAUAGGGGCGUGAAU
Messenger RNA from Penicillium samsonianum, 1355 nucleotides. RefSeq names its product U6 snRNA-associated Sm-like protein LSm8. The coding region runs from base 499 to 795 and encodes 98 amino acids. Lineage: Eukaryota; Fungi; Ascomycota; Eurotiomycetes; Eurotiales; Aspergillaceae. The record is from RefSeq and is a predicted model, not a curated record. The transcript is spliced from 2 exons. Gene Ontology annotation, cellular component: U4/U6 x U5 tri-snRNP complex; U6 snRNP; precatalytic spliceosome. Gene Ontology annotation, molecular function: RNA binding. Gene Ontology annotation, biological process: mRNA splicing, via spliceosome.